Molecule: messenger RNA, 1545 nt
Organism: Raphanus sativus (radish)
Lineage: Eukaryota; Viridiplantae; Streptophyta; Magnoliopsida; Brassicales; Brassicaceae
Product: (Z)-3-hexen-1-ol acetyltransferase
Exons: 2
Coding region: 45-1415 (456 amino acids)
Source: RefSeq, a predicted model, not a curated record
ACUGUCUUGUGUGUUUAAGUCUAUCCUCAGAAAAGUCUCAAACCAUGGACUAUCACGUGUCUUUGCCACCAUCCACCACCACAUGUCUCUCCUUUAAGGUGCAUCGCCGGCAGCCUGAGCUGGUCACUCCGGCUAAGCCAACGCCACUAGAGCUCAAGCCUCUUUCCGACAUAGACGACCAACAAGGAUUAAGAUUUCAAAUUCCUGUUAUCUUCUUCUAUAGACCAAACCUUACAAGUAAUCUUGAUCCGGUCCAAGUGAUCAAGACAGCUCUCGCGCAGACGCUGGUUUACUAUUACCCGUUCGCUGGUAGGCUCCGGGAAGGUCCUAACCGAAAACUUUCGGUGGACUGUACCGGAGAAGGCGUUUUGUUCAUUGAAGCCGACGCUGACGUUACGUUUGCUGAGUUGGAGGAAGCUGAUGCUCUUCUUCCUCCUUUCCCUUGCUUAGAAGAGCUUCUCUUUGACGUGGAAGGGUCCAGUGAGUUACUUAACACUCCGUUGCUUCUCGUUCAGGUCACGCGGCUUAAGUGCGGUGGAUUCAUCUUUGCCCUCCGUUUCAACCACACCAUGACCGAUGGAGCAGGCCUGUCCCUCUUUCUAAAAUCACUAUGCGAGUUGGCAUGUGGGUUACACGCGCCGUCGGUUCCACCAGUGUGGGAACGAGAGUCGCUGAUUGCGAGUACCUCUGCGCUUGUGACACAUACGCACCGCGAAUAUGACGAUAAGGUGGAACCUGAAGCGGUAGUUGUCGGAGACUUUUUAGUUAGUAGAUCUUUCUUUUUUGGUCCGGACGAGAUCGCCGCUAUAAGGAGACUCCUCCCGACCGAUCUCCACAACACCACUUUUGAAGCGAUGACAUCGUUUUUGUGGCGUUGUCGGACGGUUGCACUGAGUCCCGACCCCAACACCGAGAUGAGAAUGACAUGCAUCGUCAAUUCACGUUCCAAACUUAGCAACCCGCCUAUACCAUCCGGUUACUACGGUAACGUUUUUGCCAUUCCAGUGGCGAUAGCUACUGCAAAAGAUCUGAUGGAGAAGCCGCUUGAGUUUCCUCUGAGGUUGAUACAAGAGGCAAAGAAGAGCGUGACAGAGGACUACAUACGGUCGAUGACGGCAUUAAUGGCAACCAGAGGGAGGCCUAUGUUUGUGGCAGCUGGGAACUAUAUAGUGUCGGAUUUGAGACAUUUUGAUUUAGGAAAAGUUGAUUUCGGGCCGUGGGGUAAACCUGUGUACGGUGGUACCGCUAAGGCUGGUAUCGCAGUGUUUCCAGGAGUGAGCUUCUACGUGCCGUUUAAGAAUAGAAAAGGUGUGAGCGGAACCGUUGUGGCAAUUAGCUUGCCGGUGCCAGCGAUGGAGAAGUUUGUAGAAGAGCUUGACGGUGUGUUAUACAAGUGUCUUAACGGACGCUUGUAAAAAAAAACAUGCGUUCGAAAUUAAGUAAAUUAUCGUUAUGUCUUCGCUCUUAGAGCCAUUUGAUAUACAUUAUCAGUUAUGUAUUUAUUAUCAUGCCAUAUUGCCAUGCAUAUAUAGUAAAAUUGUCACA